Messenger RNA from Aspergillus alliaceus, 1735 nucleotides. RefSeq names its product putative extracellular cellulase CelA/allergen Asp F7-like. The transcript has 2 exons. Bases 220 to 1398 code for a protein of 392 amino acids. NCBI's taxonomy places the organism in Eukaryota, Fungi, Ascomycota, Eurotiomycetes, Eurotiales, Aspergillaceae. The record is from RefSeq and is a predicted model, not a curated record.
CUGUAAUAGCAGGUAUACCGGUCCUGGAUCUGAGACCCAGAAGACCGUUCGUUCCCUACAGUCAGUUCAGUGCUCAUUGCACGUCCAAUCUUUCCUUCACAAUCAAUACAUUCAUUCUUUUGCUGGCAAGAUAUCAACUCCCGUUCUUUAUUUUAUCAUUUUCCCGAUUGUUUGAAACAUACACUUAGCUUUUGUUCUUAUAUCCGCGCAACAUUCACAAUGAAGUACCAAUGUCUGGCUUACAUGGGCAUUGCUGCCUUGAGUGCUUCGGGGUCUGUCUCAGCAACUCCCCUCGUUCGGCGAGGGGGCCAGUCGGUGUGUCCUUUCGGGUACACCCAAAGCGUCUACUAUGUGACGGUGACUGCUAGUUCCACCCCGGCAUUGACUCUAUCAUUUGAGCCCACCACAACUCUGGAGACCUCGUCGACCGUCACUGAGACCACGGUUAUCACUCCGGAAAUACCAGUCGAGACUCCCGCUCCCGUGGAAUCAUCACCCGCCGUGUCCGAGUCUCCUGCCCCGGUAGAGACCAGCGCACCCGCUAAACCUAUCACUACCUCUACCACCGAGCAGCCCGUGGUAGUUCCAACCUCCACUACCAAUGUCAAGCCCAUAACAGCAGUCGUCAAGCCCUCAGCUUCCAUUAAAGAGCCUGCAUCCCCAUCCACCACAGCUGAAGCCCAACCCACAACCGCAGCAGCAGAUCCCACAAGCAGCUCCCCCGAGGAAACCACCACUACCUCAGCUGCAGCAGCCGUCCCUACCAAAUCCUCAUCCACCGGCAACAACAAAUCCAGCGCCACAAACGCCGGCUCGGCCACCUUCUAUGGCGGCAACAUCUCCGGCGGAGCAUGCUCCUUCUCCGGCUACACGCUUCCCUCCAGCCUCUUCGGGACAGCCCUCGGCUCGCCUAGGUGGGACAACGCGGCCGAAUGCGGCGCCUGCGUCGCCGUAACAGGACCCAACGGGAAAACCAUCAAGGCCAUGAUCGUCGACAAAUGCCCCGAAUGCGAGAGCAAUCACCUCGACCUCUUCCAGAACGCCUUCGUAGAGCUAGCCGACAUCUCCAAGGGCGUGAUCGACAUCAACUGGUCCUAUGUCUCGUGCGAUAUCGACUCGCCCCUCAUCCUCAAGAACAAGGAGGGGACAUCUGCGUACUGGUUCUCGAUGCAGGUGGUCAAUGCUAAUGAGGCGAUUGUUUCGUUGGAGGUUAGUACCGACGGCGGAAGUACGUGGCAGAGCACGAAACGGUCGGACUAUAACUUCUUCGAGAAUACUUCUGGAUUCGGGACUGAGAAGGUUGAUAUUAGGGUUACGGGGAAGAGUGGGAAGGUUGUGAGGGUUGAUAAUGUGGGUGUUUCGUCGGGGGCGUCCGUUACUGCUUCUGGUAAUGUUUAGGGGCGUUCGUUCACUGUUUUGAACGUAAUGGUGGUGGUAGAUUUUUAAGAGUGGAGGGAGCGAGAUUAAGUAGUGUUCUCUUCUCUCUGGUCUUUAUUCUAUGUUGAUGCUUGGACAUUGGGGUUGAUGAUGAUCUCGUGACCUGAGCAUACAUUAUUCCUGCUCUCUUAACUUUCUUUCUCUGUACAUAUUCAUAUGAUGAUUACAAGAGUCCAGGGUUUGGGCGCACUUACGUGAUAUUAAGCCUGGCUCGCUUGCAUAACAUCAUAUACAAGAUAUGGAUGCUCUCAAACUACACUACAUAUUGAAAAGGAAGAAUUGCAUUCCGAUAACGCGC